AUGCCCAACGACUCCAACGGCUCCGACGCUCCCACUGCACCGCCGGUCGACUACAGUUGGGCCCCGCCCCUUGUGGAACACCCACUCGGCGAGGGCCGACGUCUUCGUGUUGUGGGCAUCGGCGCCGGGUUCAGCGGCAUCAACCUCGCACUGCACCUCCGCGAGAACGUGCGCGACGUUGACGUUACCAUCUACGACCUCGCGAGCGAUGUCGGGGGUGUCUGGCACCACAACCGCUACAUGGGUGUCGCGUGUGACAUCCCGGCGCACGCGUACCAGUACUCGUUUGCGGAAAACACCCAGUGGUCUCGCUUCUUUGCACCGGGUGCAGAGAUCAGGCAGUAUCUCGUCAACAUUGUGGACAAGUACAACCUCCGACCGCUCAUGAAGCUCCAGCACGAGGUGAUCGAAGCACGCUGGGACGCCAAAGCUGGCCACUGGGCGCUCAAGGUCAAGGACUUGCUCUCGGACACUGUCAUCGAGGACACGGCCGACUACGUCGCGUACGCGACCGGACUCUUGUCGAAGCCCAAGUGGCCAGACAUUCCCGGCCGCGAGACAUACAAGGGGAUUAUCCACCACUCGUCCGGAUGGGAUGCGGUUGCCGAGGAGGCCGAGGGGUCGCCGUAUGCCGGCAAGCGCGUCGGUGUCAUUGGUGUAGGCGCGAGCGCGAUCCAAAUCGUGCCCGAGAUGCAGAAGCGCGCCGCCAAAGUCGUCAACUUCGGUCGAGCACAGACUUGGCUGUCUGGAGUGUUCGCCGCCGAGACGCUCAAAAAGGUCGGCGUCGACUCCAAUGGCGCAAACCACACGUUCACAGAUGUGGAGAAGACUCGGCUCAAGGACGCUGAAUACUAUCGCGAGUUCCGCGCAGAGGUGGAGCGCGACCUCGCAUCUGUCCACCUGGUGACGCACCAGGGUCAGCCACUACAGGCAAUCGUCCGCGAGGCCCUCCUUGAGAACAUGACCCAAUGCCUUGCCACUCGCCCCGAAGUCGCCAAGGCUAUCAUUCCCGACUUUCCCCCCGGAUGCAAGCGCCUCACCCCUGGGCCGGGAUACAUGGACGCGCUGGUCGCCGACAAUGUCGAGUUUGUUUCCACGGGUAUCCAGGCGUUCACCGAGCGCGGUAUCCGUACCACUGACGGCAAAGAGCAUGAGCUGGAUGCCAUCAUUUGUGCCACUGGGUUUGACACGAGCUUCAUGCCGGGUUUCCCGAUCUAUGGCCUUGACGGCCUCAACCUGCAGGACAUGUGGAAGGAGGAUGUGGUCACCUAUCUGGCCAUUACGGUGCCUCGUAUGCCCAACUUCUUCACUGUGCUCGGGCCCAACACGGGUGUCGGCAGCGGCUCGCUGCUUAUCCUGAUGGAGCAGCAGGUCGCCUACGUAUCUCAGGUCAUCAACAAGGUCCAGCGGGAGGGAUACCGCUCAAUGGUGGUGCGCGACGGUCCUGCCAAAGCGUUCACCCGAUACACGGACGACUAUUUUGGCCGCACGGUCUUUUCGGCCAACUGCAAGAGCUGGUACAAGAACGGCGCGUUCGGCGCGGCUCGUAUCCGCUCUCUGUGGCCCGGGAGCAGCAGCCAUGCAUUCCUCGCCCUCAAGUACCCCCGCUGGGAGGACUAUGAAUGGGAACGCGACCCAGAAUACACCGACGACAUGGCGUGGCUCGGGAACGGCGACGUGCCCGCGGACCUUGACCCGGCAUUCUACGUCGAUGAGGCUCGUGAUUACUACAAGGUACAGUGA
Apiotrichum porosum is the source of this 1743-nucleotide messenger RNA. RefSeq lists its product as uncharacterized. Lineage: Eukaryota; Fungi; Basidiomycota; Tremellomycetes; Trichosporonales; Trichosporonaceae. The coding region runs from base 1 to 1743 and encodes 580 amino acids. The transcript is spliced from 5 exons. The record is from RefSeq and is a predicted model, not a curated record.